This is a messenger RNA of Dryobates pubescens (Downy woodpecker), 273 nucleotides long. RefSeq names its product C-C motif chemokine 5. Gene Ontology annotation, molecular function: CCR chemokine receptor binding; chemokine activity. Gene Ontology annotation, biological process: G protein-coupled receptor signaling pathway; monocyte chemotaxis; cellular response to tumor necrosis factor. The transcript has 3 exons. Gene Ontology annotation, cellular component: extracellular region. The coding region runs from base 1 to 273 and encodes 90 amino acids. NCBI's taxonomy places the organism in Eukaryota, Metazoa, Chordata, Aves, Piciformes, Picidae. The record is from RefSeq and is a predicted model, not a curated record.
AUGAAGGUCCUGGCAGCUGCCCUGCUUGCUCUGCUCCUCCUUGCCACCUGCUCCCCGGCCGCGGCACAUCUCGACGGCGUCCCUUCCACCUGCUGCUUCAAGUACCAUCCCCGCCCCGUCCCACUGAGCCUCAUCACCUCUGUCUACACCACCAGCAGCAGCUGCGCCCAGCCGGGGGUGAUCCUGGUGACCAAGAAGAAGGAGCUGUGCGCGGACCCCCAGGCACGCUGGGUGCAGGCACGGCUGCGGCACUUCCAGACCCCGCAGAACUGA